This is a messenger RNA of Salvelinus namaycush (lake trout), 399 nucleotides long. RefSeq names its product ribosomal protein L38 (gene rpl38). Gene Ontology annotation, cellular component: cytosolic large ribosomal subunit; ribosome. The coding region runs from base 96 to 308 and encodes 70 amino acids. Gene Ontology annotation, molecular function: structural constituent of ribosome. Lineage: Eukaryota; Metazoa; Chordata; Actinopteri; Salmoniformes; Salmonidae. The transcript has 5 exons. Gene Ontology annotation, biological process: translation; protein-RNA complex assembly. The record is from RefSeq and is a predicted model, not a curated record.
UCGCCGUAGCUUGACUAUAAAGCUUGCGUCAGCGGAAGUCCCACCCUCUUCAUCCCCUCCUUGCAGGCUGUGCUUCAGUCCGCAGACACGGCAAGAUGCCACGCAAAAUUGAAGAAAUCAAAGAUUUCCUGCUUACAGCAAGAAGGAAGGAUGCCAAGUCCGUAAAGAUCAAGAAGAACAAGGACAAUGUUAAGUUCAAGGUGCGUUGCAGCAGGUACCUGUACACCCUUGUCAUCACAGACAAGGAGAAGGCUGAGAAGCUGAAGCAGUCCCUGCCCCCAGGUCUGGCUGUGAAGGAACUCAAGUAGAGGACAGUCUUUGUGUACAGUGAAUUGCAAUAAAGAGGAAACCCAUUUUGUCUUGGUUGUUGUGCCACUACAGUAAAUUGUCUGAUAUGUA